AUGGUUCAGCUCACCUCCGCCCUGGCAGUCGGCCUUAUCGGUCUGGCUAGCGUUGUUUCUGCUCACCCUGGCCACGACCACAAGGCCGAAGCCGCCGAGCGCGCUCUGUUCAUGCGCAAUGCUCCUGUUCAGUCUCGCAGCUUGGACCAAUGCGCUUCCAAGAUGAAGGCCCGCGGCCUUGAGAGCAAGAACGUUGCUCGCCGCUCUACUGCUGUCAAGCACCUACGCCGCCGUCGUGGGCUGAAGCACGAUGCCAACUUCCUCAAGGCCCGCGACCUUGACUCUAUCCUUGCUACUUCGCACGCCUCCAACCUGACCGGUGUCGACUUCAACACUGACCCGAGCGUUCUUUUCUCCUCUGAGGGCACUUGCAUUCUUGCCCCCGAUGUCACCCAGGGUCCUUACUACGUUACCGGCGAGCUGAUCCGCCAGAACAUAGCUGAGGACCAGGGGGGUGUUCCUUUGUACAUGGAUAUCCAGCUGAUCGACACCAACACCUGCGAUCCCCUUCCCGAGAUCUACAUGGAUCUGUGGCACUGUAACGCCACCGGUGUCUACUCCGGUAUCCAGGCUAGCGGAAACGGUGACUCGUCUGACUCCUCCAAUAUUGACAACACUUUCCUUCGUGGCCUGCAGCCUAGCAACGAGGAUGGUGUUGUUCAGUUCGAGUCCAUCUUCCCUGGUCACUACACCGGCCGUGCUACUCACAUCCACGUCCUGACCCACCCCGCCAAUGAGACCACCGUCCUGAAGAACGACACCAUCUCUGGCUUGUACACCUCUUCCUCCUCGCACGUCGGCCAGCUCUUCUUCGACCAGGACCUCAUCACCAAGGUCGAGAAGACCUCCCCCUACAGCACCAACACCCAGGAGCUCACCACCAACGCCGACGACAGCAUUCUCUCCGAGGAAGCUGAUACCAUCGACCCCUUCAUGGAGUACGUCCUGCUCGGCGACUCUGUCAGCGACGGUAUCUUCGCCUGGAUCUCCGUCGGUGUCGACCCUACCGUUGACACCAGCGUCACUCCCGCCGCUUACUACACCGAGGAGGGAGGUGUUGAGAACGAGAGCUCUAGUGGUGGCAUGGGUGGUGGUGGCAUGGAUGCUCCUCCCGGCUCUGGCUCUUCCACCUCCAGCGCCUCUGGCUCCCGCCGCACCAACUAA
This is a messenger RNA of Penicillium argentinense, 1164 nucleotides long. Its product is annotated as intradiol ring-cleavage dioxygenase. NCBI's taxonomy places the organism in Eukaryota, Fungi, Ascomycota, Eurotiomycetes, Eurotiales, Aspergillaceae. Gene Ontology annotation, molecular function: ferric iron binding; oxidoreductase activity, acting on single donors with incorporation of molecular oxygen, incorporation of two atoms of oxygen. The record is from RefSeq and is a predicted model, not a curated record. Bases 1 to 1164 code for a protein of 387 amino acids. The transcript has 5 exons.